This is a messenger RNA of Gigantopelta aegis, 7302 nucleotides long. RefSeq lists its product as uncharacterized. Bases 513 to 1181 code for a protein of 222 amino acids. The transcript has 2 exons. The record is from RefSeq and is a predicted model, not a curated record. Lineage: Eukaryota; Metazoa; Mollusca; Gastropoda; Neomphalida; Peltospiridae.
CCCUUGAGUGGUUGGAACACCUCCAACGUGCACGGAAACGCGGCGCCCUCACAACCUGUAGCUGAUACACGGCCAACAUGUGAGAGCGAGAUAUCCAGUGUAUCCCUGCCUUCUCGCUGUUUGUUGUGCGUGAACCAGAUACCCACGUUGAUUUGGCAGUGUAUCGCUGUCUGCUGUGCGUGUGUGAGUGUGCGGUAUGCACGCACUACUCGUGUUAAUCGCUACAGAAGUCCAUUAAGACUAGUAGCUGUUCUCUCUGUGUGCAGGGCUGUGGUAUCCACUCACAAUCUACUACCGCUGGAGAUCUGUACGUGUUUUGUUGUGCCCGAGUUGAAUUCCUGUAUUCCGCUUUGAGCAGCAUCUGUCUGUGUACUCCUACGCGGUACACGUUUUAUCUGCGAAGUGGUCGUAGUGUCCUGUAGCACGUGAAAUACGCGACGCGAUUCGCUUCUGAGGAUCGGAAUUCUAGACAUACCAAGAGUGUCAUUUUGUGACCAAUGCUUUAAAAGACAAUGACAAAUCAACCCACUAAAGUGCACGACCCUCUGUUCCACUUCGAGACGCACUUCCCCGACCGUCUGUCCCGGUUACACCUUCACCAGGAGUUCUCGCACUCGGUGCGCCGCAACAAGAAGGUGAAGCGUUCCGGGGCCAGGUACAAGACGCAGCCCGUCACGUUCGACGAGAUACAGGAGGUGGACGAGGAACCGUCCGUCGAGGACAAGCGAGAAGACGGGCUGAAGGGCAAGCUGCAGGCCUUCUCCAGGUCGAUGGACGGCCUGCUGCCCAAGGUCCCCCAGCUCCACCCCCGUCACAGCUACUCGCCCACACUACAGAAGAAGUUCGACCACCCGCCCAUUAUCUUGGAGAAGUGUGAACAGGAAGGAAGACUGAGGGAUGAUCCAAAGUCGCCAUCUCCGUCCCCAGACAAGCGGUUGAGCAGUAGGGAUACCAAUGUUCCUCCUGCCGAGGCGAGGCUCCAGGACAAAAAAGAUUUUAGUGUCCCUGAUCAAACUAACGAGACUUGGAAAAAACAAGACAGUUUGUUACCUUCCCCGACACUGGUGGCCGAGACUCCCAAACCUAACUUACCGUCACCCAACAUGGCCCCUCGGCGGCAGAAGAUAACGGCAAAAGCAAAGAAGAGACAAAAGGCAACAGAAGAUUGCAAGGAAACAUAGCUGGAAGUGUGAAGCAUAAUUCUGUCAGUAUGGCCGCUCGCUCGUGUGGCUAAUGCAAGGUUACAUACAUCGUCGGUGCAGUUUUACCAACAGAAUGUGAGCAGACAGCAUGUGAACGAAUGCUUACUUGUUCUUUUACUGAAUCACACUGAUGUGUCAAGGAUUUGUCCUGGGGGAUGGAUUGCUCCACUACUUGAUAUUUUGCAGCAUAAAGUGUUAAAUUAUUUUAUUUUGGCAUCUGUUCCAUUUUUCAGUUUGGAUUAUAUGUCUCUGGCAAGUGUUCUAGUCAUUUGAGCUGUAUCACAUUUGAGCUGUAUCACAUAAUUUCCUCUUAUCAAGCAGCUAACCAUUGGCUAUGUGGAUUGUGCAGUCUGUUAUGUUAAACAUGGUCAUAAUUCAGUCGGUGUUAGCAUUAAAACAAAUUUCAACUAUACCAGCUUUUACUCGAUAAGAUAAACUAUACCAGCUUUUACUCAAUAUGAUCAACUAUACCAGCUUUUACUCAAUAUGAUCAACUAUACCAGCUUUUACUCAAUAUGAUCAACUAGACCAGCUUUUACUCAAUAUGAUCAAUAUGAACACUGGGGAGAAGAACGGUGGCGUCGUUUGCGUUUGUCGGUCUAAUAAAACACUGACGUACGUAUUCUGGUCUGGGAGUUAUGAAAUGUGACCGCAGUAUAUAAUGCAGGAGACUAUAUUCAAGUUAACUUAUGGAUGUGAUAGCAAACAUAAGGAUGUGAUAUCAGUGCUUAACAAAUGUGAUAUCAAGUUGUAUGUACCUAAAGUUAUCAACUGGAUAUAGGAAUAAGAAGCAUGGCGGCUACAAAGAGUUGGACAUCAACGUGCGACUAGAUCCGGCUGGAGAUCUGUACGUGGACUACAUGCUUAAACAAUUCGCUUGUCUCAUGUUGUAAUAAAAGUCAUCCAAGCCCGUGUCCAGUUGGUAAGGUUAAACGGUAUCCCACUCUGUAGUGUAAAUGUGUCUCCCUUCAGUCAUUGGUAUAAGUAUUUUAUUUACAUGAAUGUGAAGCACUGUGAUUCGGUAUGGAGUCGAAUGACCAUUCGAUAAAUAGAGUCUGAUACAUAGCCUUGAAAAGAUUAUCAGAACGUUUCGGAAGUCGCCUUUAACUCUUUGCAAACAUGUUUAGGUUUGACUGAAAUCUUAAAACAGUAUUAAAUAUAAAUGCAAGUAAUAAUGUUUCAGCUAAUUACUGAAUCAACUUUUAUUUUGACUGACGUAGGUCAGUAUCUAUAUUUAAAAACCCACACCUUGAUGGUUGAAGCAGUGUGUUGUCAGUAUGUCGAUUACUAGCUAUUCAAGUCCGUUACACUGGCUGCAAAUCUUAUGACAUAUUUAUGAACAAAUAAUCUCUAUGUAUUUUAUGUAUUUUACUUGUGCCCAACAUAAGGGUAAUAUAUAUUUAGGUUGUCCGAGAAGCCACGUUUUGUUACAGGAUAACAGUUUCGGCAGUUAUUGUUUGUUGUGGAUUAGAAAGAGUAAUAAUACAGUUGUAUUCGGAACCUGUUUGAGGAUUUUCCUUUUAUUGAAAAUGUGUGUUUUUAUUUGUUAUAUAAUACCUGUCAGUUUGUUACUACUAUGCUAUAUAAUGUUGUGUUUAUGCUGUCAGGGUUUGGGGUGUACCUGUUAUAUUCUAGUUCACGUACACACAUAAGCUCAGUGGAAUACUCAACAACUUGUUAUAUUUUCACUCAUUUCUCCGACAUCUGUCCGCAGUAGGUGUAACGCAUAUAUAGAUAAAAGAUAUAGAUCUCUUAUGACGCUGUUUGCCGUGGCUUAACAAACAUUACGUACUGAUAUAUUUUCAAAUUAUCCUCGCGUCUUUUUAAUGAACUAUUGGCAUAUUCUCUUCAGAAACGUGUUCAGUAUAUUACGAAUGCAAGGAUAUUUAGAUCUGAAAGACAAAACCGUAAUGCGUGAUCAAGGCAGUAUUUCUGCACAAUGCAGAGUGGAAUGGGUAUUUGGUAAAAUAGUGGUUGAUUCCACGAUUCUCUAAUUAGUGCCUCGUCUAUAAGAGGACAGCUACUCCCGAAUCAAGAAUUCAGAGCAUAAUACAAGCGUAAUGUUAUUGUGGGUUUUUUUUGGUAACUUUUGAUUUUGUUUUGUUUUGUUUUAUUAUCUUUUUGAGGUGUUUAGGGGUUUGGUGGUGGGGUACUUUAUAUAAUGAGUAUUUCUUGUAAAUGUAAUCCAGAAGUAUGGCGUCACUGAAAAUGGGUAUCUUAUUUGAAUAUCUUCUUUGGCUAUAAUUCCAUACAAUACCAUAUAUCGUGUUACCAAAGACAUGUUAUUACCAACAAUGAUUUCAACGACUCCUGUCGGUUAUUACUUCCUUUCAGGCGGUCAAUUGUCCUGUCAAGACAAUUAAGUAAGAUAUUAUUGCAGGGAGAAAACCCCACAGAUACCUUUGUGUCCAGUAUUUGUUUUGUACUGCGAAAACUAAGUAUCUUAGAUAGAUAUGUUAUUUAUUAGCAGUAAACACUAAACAAGUACCCCGCCAUUUCUCCUUCCGCCGUGUUCAAACCAGCAUUGUGAAGACUAAUAGAGUUCCUAAUUGAACGUCAUCUGUUCCAAAAUAAUAGUUUAUGGGAAUGCUGCACGCAAACGUCUCGUGCGAGAAUCUUGAUGAAGAAUCGUUUUAAAGGCAAAGUACCGCGUAUUACGUUUGUUAUUGUCCUGUAAUCGAUUAUCAGUAAAAAUUACAUUCACUUGGAAUGCUAAAUGUGUAUCGCCUAACACGUUUUCUUCGUCUACGGCAGAGGAAUUCAUAUUAAUAUUCUUGGCAAUUUUCUGUAUAAAAUUGUUAAAUUGGGACACAAAUUACUAUAUCGAGUUUUUUGUUUGCUUUCGAUGCACUGAGGGUGUAGAUUUAGCUCAGUUGGUAAAGCGCUGGGCACAGGUGCUUAAGACAUAGGAUCGAACCACCUCGACGGACCCAUUGGGUUUUCCCCAUCCCAACCAGUAAUCCACGACUGAUAAUUUAAAACUAUUUAAUGGCUGUGUUAUAUGCUGCUAAUGGUCGUGUUAUGCACCCUUUGCUGCGAAAGGUUUCCUGAGAAGACUGUGUGUCAGAAUUACGAAAUGUUUGGCCAUCCAAUAGCCGAUUAUUAUUUAAUGAACUAUGUGGUUAAAUGAAACUUCGAUACACUAAACUCGCUAUCAGCUAUUUGCUUUGAAAUAUAUAUUACAUCAAAACCGGCUUUCGAACUAGUCUGUUUUUUCCUUUAUUCAUCACACCCUAAAUACAAUUCAGUUGGACAUGUCUAUAGCUGGCUGAAUAACGUGCUUUGUGGAAUAAAUCAAAUUGAGAUACCUUCAGAUGAUAUUGUUUUGAGCCUUUUAAUAUAACUGUCCGUGGUCCCAUACCUUUUUAAAUUUGAAUGGACUGUUUCAGGUUUAAGCGUUUCCUCGUGGUCAAAGGCAUCACAAUGUAAAGGUAUCCUGGCCCAAUUCACAAUGACGUCUAACGUGCCCCAGAUGUAAGUUAUGUACCUGUUAUAAUGUUACGAAUACUGUUAGAUAUUGAUGAUGUUUAUUUUUGUAAACUGUUUUAAUUAGAAGAAGGAAUGUAUUGUUUGUUUUUGUAGACCACUGUUAACGAACCACCGACAGAGCUGGAUCCACAAGAGUGGAAUUGUGAAGUGUUUGUUGAUUGUGAACGAUGUAUUUGUUCUGUAUGUGAAUAUAUCUAUCGUUAAUUACAACACAGUGGAUUUGUACAAUAGUCAGAAUUCUGUAGUGCGUUUCUUUCGAUCAUGGGUUGGUUGUACCAUUCAGUAUUCUAUAUGUUAACGUAAGUCAUGUUUGUAAUUUGUUAUCAUUGAGUACUGUGGUGCGGUCUAAUUCAAAGGCCAGGCGUACACGCUGUUUUAUAGACGUCUGAGCUACCGAGAGAGAGAAGGAGCUGUUGAAAUACUCAAAUCCCCAAACUGGUAGUCAGUAGUUUCCCGGCUUUUGUUUUAAACUUUGUGCUCAACACGGUGGAUGCCAGACAAUUAGUGGAAGAAGAGUGCGUUAUUUGGGAGAGGUUCACUGACAAAAACCAAAUUGUUCGUUUGUUUUGUUUUGUUUUUAUUUUAUUUUACUGAAGUCUAAAGUGAGCCUAAUUUGGUGUUGCAACAGUUUAUCCUUUGGGUCUGUGGGAACUACGUUACUGGAGACAAGGGAACUCAAUGUGAAAUGAUAAAAACUGGGAUGUAGAAACCAAAGAAAUCAAUCUGAAUAUUAAAAGAUACAUAUAAUAUACGAAGACUUCGCCUUCUGGAGCAUAAUUUAAAGUUCGAAGAAUUCCUUUUGCGGACAACAUUACUCAAAAUUUCAAAAUGCGAAACUGUACAACUAAUUUUCAUUGAUCGUGGACCUUCUCCGAAGACGUCAGGUAGGUGGUUGGAAAGCAGGCAACUGGAAAUGUAGGGGGCUUCAUAUUGUACACCUUUCUAUUGGAUACAUUUAGUUUCAGACAUCCCCUUACUGAAUACGAAAUGUAUUUAUCAUCCAGAUACAUAGUUUUUUAUUUUAUUAUUAUCUAUUCAUUUUUUCAGUACAUGAUAUCCACAUUUGGAAUAACAGAAAACUUGAUAAGACAGCAGUAUUAAAGAUACAUAUUCUAAAUAUAUGCAUACAUACAAUUAUCACCAAUAUUAACCUUAGUAGCAACAAUGUACUAAUAUUCUUGUCCGUUCUAUAUAAAUAUAACUAACAUAGGCAAAGAAAAAACUAAGUAGGCCUUCAAACUUUUUUAUAAUAAUAAAUUAUUAAUUUUCCUUUGCAAGAUAUUAAAGUAUGCAGGAAUGGAAUGGUGCUAGCUCUGGGCAAGCAAAUAAUUUCUCCAAAUUAUUUGUAGACCCAAUUAUUUUCCCACAAAAAAUCAAUUACCUGUGUAUCAUGAAAUUAUUUUGCAAAUUUAAAUAAUAUUUGUCAUUUAGGUUUUUAAAUUCCCAGGAAGCUAGUUUGGUGGUUGGCAGUGCCAGCCCCAAGACCUACAAGUUCAUCUUAAGACUGUUUCUGAAACAGAUCAUGACAAAUUGACCAAAAUUUAUAAAUGAGUCAAAUUUACAAGUGGAAAAGGCCUUAGUAAUAUAAUAGUAAUCUAACAACUCCUUUUGGAUCCAGUUUAAAUCAGGCAGAUAAGCAUUCAGAUGACUUUUAAAUAUUAAGUGUUUAAUAACAAGAACAAUUGCAUUAACAGGAUUGUUAUUUCUAGUUUUAAAGCCAAAAAUUUAUAAUUGUACCCAUUUUUAUUUGAAACCAAUUUUUUAUUUAUGUCCAAAUAGAGUUGACUAGAGUACAUUCCCAAAACAUAUGAAUAAUUGUCCCUAGUUCUAAAUUGCAAAAGCUACUAAGCGGAGAAGCAAUAUACCCUAUCUUGUGUAGGUAGGUAUUAACAGGAAGUAUACAGUGAAUGAUUUUGUACUGAAACCACCUUAAUUCAGUGCUUUCUGUACAAUAAAAAGACAUUACAUUAAUGGCUCUCCAAUCGACAUCAAAAUAGUUACAAUUUAAUAAUUCUUCCCAUUUUAGAUUAUAGUUCGAUUUACAAAAAAAGAAGAAUUUACUAAAAUAUUAUAAAAAUGCUUACUUCCCUUAACAUUUACUGACAUUGUAUGGUAAAAAGGGGGAUUGUAACUUUUUUUUUUAAUUUGUUUAAUAUUACAUCUAUUAAAAUACUGCUUUAUAGCAUUGAUUAUACCUUGAUAAAUUAAAACAAAAUUGUAUUUAAAUUAUAUUUCAUUAUAAACUGGUCGUAAUUAAUAAAUUUACCAUUGUCACUUAUUAAAUCAUCAAUAAAUUUAAUACCUACAUCAUACCAAUCUUUAUAAAAAAAAAAACCUGAUUUUCUGUAUAUCUUUACAUCAUCGUUAUACCAUAUAUAUUCUGACAAUAUUAACUCCUCAUCCGUAAACCUAUUUUUGCAUUUUAGAUAUAAACAUACAUAGUUGUGUCACUGCAUCUGUCUUUGUACACUUCAAGUUACCGUGACAGCCGAAUUACAAUCACACAUUUUACUGGAACAGUUGUUAACCUAUUUGUACAGACGGCUCGUUGAUGCUGCAGUUCUAUCUAAAUAAAGGCAUGCGGUCUGUUAACACGCCCAUGCUCAAAGUU